UCGAGAGUAGCACUACCACUGGCCAGCUCCACCACCAAUCGUGGCCCCCAGAAACGAAACGCUGUUGAUUUUUGGCGCGCAAUUUUGUCAAACUGCAGAAAUUCAAGCUGCCAUUCGAUAGCAUACAAUUUUAUUUGUUUUUUUGCUGUGUGUUCGCUCAGUGAGUGUGUGUUUGUGCGAGGUUAAUUGCAGGGCGCAUUUGAAAUAUUGAUGGGACAAGUGCAGCGACAAAGGGCUCAAUAAUUCAGUAGACGUUCAGUGCGAGACUUUCGCCCCCCUGUUUUAAUUCUGUCGCAAAAGAAACGCAAACAAAAACAAAAAUAAAAACAAAAACAGGAACAGUAACGGGAGCUACAAUCGAAAAACAAAGUCCAGGAUGAGCAUGUAAAUGCAAUUGGAGGCGAUGGCAUCGAGCAGCAACAAGCCCAAAUACAGGUCCCAGAGCGCGGCCGGCACGCAACUCCGUUGGCUGGACUGCCUCAUCCAGCUGUGCUUGUUUACCCGAGCUAUCAGACUGGCGGCUUACGCCGAGGAGCUCACCACUUCAGGCAGCCUCUCGGAAGAAUGGGGCUCCGGCUGGAGGGGCACCAAUUUCCUGGUCGAAGUGGAGCAGACGGCACCCUCCCUUGCCUCGGGUUCGGUAUCAGGAGCCAGUGGCAUUGGCAGCAGUGGCAGCGGCAGUGGCAGUAGUUCCGGCAACGUUGAGGACUAUCUGGGCAGCCAGGAGGAGGAUGGCGGCUUCACAACGGGCACCACACCGGGAGCCGCCUCCAAUGCCAGCACCGUGGAGACGGGACCCAAGAUCAUUGUGCGCACUGAGGAAGUGCUGAUUGUGGGCCUCGUGCUGGUGCUCUGGGUGGGCGCCAUAAUGCUGUUUUUUAAUCGCUGGGGCAAGAUACGCAUGCUGGAGCCGUACCAGCCCAAGUUCCAGCAGCAGCAUCGCAGCUCCUGUCCCCUGGUCGAUCUGGAUGCAGUGCAGGCGCAUCAGCGCACAUCCGUCUCGCGUAUGUCGAUGGGAAUGGUGCAUAAUCUGAAUAUGCCGACGUGUCAAUUUGCGGCCUAUAAUCCCAACAUGUAUGCCAAGGGCUAUGCCUCGCAUGUGUCGCACGUGUCACGGCCGCGCCAGAACUCUGUGUUUGUGGGCGCCAGCACCAGUCACUAUCUGAUGCCGCGGGCUCCACGUAAGACGCGCUCGGCCAUGGAUCUGCACUCGAUGGUGCUGGACGAGAGUGCCGAACAGGUGUAGAUGUCCUGCCCCGAAGAUGCAGCAGGAGCAGCAGCAGCAGCAGCCAAGGACUAAGUCGCAUAUGUUUUAUAAGUCAGUGUGUAAGUGCUAAGAGUAGGGAACAAAGUGUUUUUUAUUUGUUUAUUCGUUUUAUGUGUGUGUGAAAGAAACGCUGCCCAACUAUAUAUACACUUAAUUGUCUAUCGCUAUGCCCCUCUUCGUCUGUGUCUCUGUCUCUGUCUGUCUGUCUGUCUAUAUUAGUGGGAAGGAUAAGUGCUUUAUCCUUUCAUCGGUACAUCUGUGCUGGCACAGUAUCCAUUCAAGAGAGUUUAAGUUAAACCCCGAAGGGAAAGGAGUCUAAACGAAGUCGUUGUACUAUCUAAUGUAGAGCUCUGGUAUUGUUAGCUUUAUCCAGUGUUAAUCUCAAACGUAGUCUAUGCUAAUCCCCCCCGUUUCUCUUCUCUACACUUAUCUAACUUAGCGUGUUUUAAUCGUACUCGUACUCGAACUUAACUACUUCUUUCUGCCACAAAUAUUGGAUACCAGAAUAGACAUACAUAAUAUACGAAUGAAAAUAUAUUUAAUAUAAACAUACAUACAUACAUAUACUAUGAACAAAACUGUUUUAGUUUGUAAGUUUAAAGCUCAAAAAUGGAUCUGUGGGCAAAUGGACCACAACAUGGAACAACCUCCCGCAUAAUACCACAUUCAGAGCAUUUUGUUUAUUGCAGCAGAACACUUACACGAACGAUCAAAACUAACUGUCUAAACUACUCGUAAGUUGUAAGUAUUUGAAGACCAAGCAGCAGAUUGAAACUGCAUAUAGAAGGGAGAGAAAAAGUUGAACAGAAGAAGAAAAAACUAACUAACGAAAGCUUUAAAUUCCUUUGGGGCCUACCAAAAAAACAAACAAAAAACCCAUCCGAAAAUUGUAUUCUAAGUUUAAGAUAAAUAAAUCUCAAGCAAAUGUCUAAUGCAAAAUAUGUGGAACAAUGUAAACUAAAACUUAAACUAAAGCCUAACCGAUAACUAAACUCAAACUCAAAUUCAAACUAAGGAACCACUAACACACACAAACACACACCCAGAUCUACAACUAUGGAACUCCAUAUCCAAUAGUCAUAUUGAAGGAAUACCAUUUAAGUAUUUCCCCCGACAACAAAAUGUUUGAACUUGUUUACAAUAUUUACAAGAAGAGCCUCAACAACACAACAUGUACACAUGUGU
This is a messenger RNA of Drosophila obscura, 2452 nucleotides long. RefSeq lists its product as uncharacterized. The record is from RefSeq and is a predicted model, not a curated record. Bases 389 to 1246 code for a protein of 285 amino acids. The transcript is spliced from 6 exons. Lineage: Eukaryota; Metazoa; Arthropoda; Insecta; Diptera; Drosophilidae.